Ciona intestinalis (vase tunicate) is the source of this 2777-nucleotide messenger RNA. Lineage: Eukaryota; Metazoa; Chordata; Ascidiacea; Phlebobranchia; Cionidae. The record is from RefSeq and is a predicted model, not a curated record.
AUCUAUUCAAAAAAUUGUGAUAGACAAAGAGAGUGGGAACAUGCUCGUACAGUUUGAAAGUUGUGUGGUUGCUGCACCACUGUGCCCUCUGCAUAACACUUGUGUGCAAAGAACAUGUUCUGCUGCAAGUGAUCCUUACUGUAGUUGGAACAGAAACCUCCAGAAAUGUCUAUACACUCAUUACCUUUCAACCUAUUCAAGUUUUCAUUAUGACACUACACCCUGUAAAGAAGAUACGGCUGGCGCAGCAGUUUUGGAAGUUCAUAAUCCUGAUGAAGAACUUGUGACCAGUGACAACCAUACAGAAACCCCAACAAUCAACCCUAAUAUAACUGAUGUAAACCACUAGGUAGCACCUUGCCCCCUAAAACACUGCUGGCGUCAACCUCUCCUAUGUUAGUGAUUAUAUUAGCAAUCGUGAUUUUCUUUGUUGGUUUUGUUCUGGGAGCAGUCAUUUGCUUCUUUAGAAGGAAGAAAAAGGGGGAAGAGAAUUUCACUUUGGCGGAAAUUUAAAGCAACUGCAAAUGGAGGGAACCAUAUUGCCAAGGAAAGUUCAGAUUACAACCAACAAAAGGUUUCACGGUCACGGCAACCAAGUGGUAAUAGGCAAAGUUCUGGUCGGGAUCCUCGAGGAAGUGACUACAGGGGUAGCAGAAGUGACGAGGAAGUUUUCGACAAAUCAGAGCUGCCCGUUAUUGACCAACCCACCAAUCACAGACAGAAAAAGAUGAUGUCAACCAGUAGUAGCCAAGGUGGAAGACAAGCAACACGUGCUUCUAAACAUUCAACUGGAUCUAAUGGUGUCGAACAUGCCGAACAACAAGAAAGUCCAACACAGCAAGAUUUCUAUGAUGCACAGUUUGUCCGCCAGUUAUCAAAUGGGAGCGGCCACAGUCUUGAAAUGACUGGCCCUCUUGAAAAUGAGGCAUUUGCUCCAAGUUCUCCACACAAAAUGUCCCGGGUUCCACCUAACAGAUCCACCUCAUUCCCAGCCCCACCACUUUACCGAACAUACAGCGUCGAUCAACCAAAUACAAUCGGCCACCCGCGACAAAACCGCCGACCAAUCGCGCGCCAGCAUUCACUCCAAGUGCAGCGGAACCCACAGCAGGCAAUGUUUAACCAGCCACCAAUCCAAAUGGGUCAAUUCCCACAGCAACAGACUAUGCCACACCCUGCUAAUGGUCAAGGGUGGAUGGUACAAACACCAAACAGACAGAAGCCAAACGGGAAACCUUUCGAUCAGCGUCAAAUGACUCACAGUCUUGAUAGAAGACAACUACAAAAGGGACAGAACCAAUAUAUGAAAGAAGGACAAAUGAUGGUUCCAACUACACCAACUGGAUACUCCAUGCCCCACCAUCGAAAACGUUAUGUAAGUGAACCAGGUAAAAGUGCAAUUCCCCAAUCUCACAUGCAAAUGUUGCAACCAACUCAAUAUCAGUCAAUACAAGAGGAACAAGAGCCUUUUAUUCCAAGCAAUUCAGCAGCUGACAGUGAAAAAAUGCGCAGGGAACAUUUAUCGCUUAAUGUGCUGCCAGUAUACGAGCAAGACCCGAACGCAGCUGCUCAAAAUAUUGUCAAAACUGCCCCAGCAAUGAUCCAGGACCAAUUGGAGCCUUUGUUCACAAUUCCUGGAGUGAGACAGUACCCUGGUAGAUACCCAACUCACUCGAACCCAGGCACCCCUAUGCGAGAAGCUCCCCCACAAAUGUUUGAAGACAUGAACGGGGAUCAAUAUAAACGACAUACAACUUUACCGAACAAACCAAAGCCCAAAAUAAUCCCAACGCAACAAAUGCAGCAAAUUUUGAACAGAGAAACUCCACAGCGACCACAGGUGUUAAAUUUAAAUCAAAACAAUUCCCUUCAACCUGUGCUACAAAGCAAAUCGAGUCCAGCAGUGACACCUAGUGAUGGAAGGCCAGCUUUUCCAAACACACAAAGAAAUCGACAUAGCAGUGGAAAAACACAGCUGACUCCAUCAUCACCAGUCAAAUCAAUCGUCCCCAUUAACUUUACCACAAACAAUAACCAGAACAACGGGAAUGGCCAUGUUGGGUUAAAAGCAAGGAAACCGUCUGGUGAAAAACAGCACCAGUGAUCCAAUGCAAUAUUUUGUUUUUACAUUAUUUGUGAUUAUUGUAAAUCCUGCUUGCUUUAACAAAGCGUAUGUUUUUGCUUUUAACGAAUGUCGUAUCUUUUUGACAUUAGCGUAAUAUUUUAUUGUUACAAUAAUUCACCUAAAGUUCAUUUACUUUUUACAGCCGCGCCAUAUAUUUAGAUAUGUGUUUUUCAUACAUUCGUAUACCAAAGCUAAAUUUGAUCCUGUUUUAUUGCGUCACAUUGUUAAGUUAUAACACCUUUCAUCUUGUUACAAAAGAUAUAAAAAGGAAAAUUAAUUUAUAAUAAUAUUGGAAUUUCACAAGGGCAUUAUAAUUCAUCAUUUUUUUUAUAAACCUUACCUCUGGAAAUAGAACUUUAUUUACAAAAAAAGGCCAACUCCCUAAAAUAUAUCCAACUGUUUAUGCCUCUGUCUGUGCCUUAUCCCAGUUUAAAUCCCCUUAUGCCUCUAUUUGUAAACAUUGUUUUUAGACUGUAAAUUUGCUGUGUGUCCUAUCGUGCCCCAAAAUACCAGUCACAGUUGUUUAUUGUUUGCACUUAACCGACUUUUGUUUCUUGCCGUUAACAUUUGUCAAAAGUUUCCAAUAUUUCAACACUGCCAACUAAACAUUGAAAUGUUAUUUCAUGUUUUAAAUAAAAUUGAAUAUACUAAA